GAGAGAGAGAGAGAGAGAGAGAGAGUCAUUUCUCACCGGCCCACGGAGAAAAAUGGGAACGCCUUCGCCUGAGGAGAUGCAGAAAGAAACCGUACAAGUUUCUAGGGGCUUCUAGAAGCAGAGACGGGGAUCCGACUCCCCACCCAGCCGACUCACCCUCCUCCCACUCCUCGCCGGAAUCCGAAACGUUCCACCGCCAGAAGGCUAAUGCAGGAUUUCCAGUCGAUACCGGGUGUUGCCGGCCGCAUCUUCGGCGGCGGGGAGGACCUACGGCGGCUGAGGGGGUACCCGGCGGCGGCGGCGGCGCAGCAACCGCCGAUCAAGUGCCCGCGGUGCGACUCCACCAACACCAAGUUCUGCUACUACAACAACUACAACCUCUCCCAGCCCCGCCACUUCUGCAAGGCCUGCCGUCGCUACUGGACCAAGGGUGGCGUCCUCCGGAACGUCCCCGUCGGUGGAGGCUGUCGGAAAACCAAGCGCUCCUCCUCCUCGUCCUCCUCCAACUCCAAGACCGCCAAGUCCUCCUCCGCCGGCGGCGAUAGAGACAGCCACCGGCCCUCCGCCUCCCUAUCCAGCAGCGACGACUGCAGCCUCACCGCCCCCAACACCGAGGUCUCCACCUCCGCCUCCUUCCCCGACUCUACCCUCUUCGCCCCCUCCCAGACCUCCCUGCCCAACCCUCCCUUCCAUCCGCCGCCGCAACCGGUGGGGCCGGACACCCUUGGCCAGCAGGCGCCGGAGAUCUUCACGGAAGCGGUGGGGGCAAGCAGCUUCACGGGACUGAUGCCCGCCGCCGCCACUUCACCAUCGGUUCUCCGGUUCAACUUCUCCGAUCCGCCGCCGAUCCAGCUCGGACCUCAGCAAUCGCCGCCGAAGGCAGCGGCCACGGUAGCGGAAGAGGUCAGGAUGCCGGGAAUCAUGGAUCAGACGGUCCCCGUGGAUCUACCGCCGUUCCAGGGGCGAUCGGGCGGUGGCGACGGGCACACCGGGCUGGAGUGGCCGGCAUCGGUGGACCCUUCUCUUUUCGAUCUCACCAGCGCCGUCGAUCCGGGUGCGUACUGGAACCAGAGCCACUGGGGGGACAACGAUCCCUCCCUCUAUCUACCGUAAUUAAUCCCUCGUUAACCUCCCCUAAACUAUAAUUAUUAAGGAAAGGAUGAUUUUAUUUACCAAAAAAGAAAGGAUGUGUGUAACUCUUUUUAUUAUGGAUGUGUUUGUUUUUUCUUUACCUUUUUGUCGAUAGUGAUGGCUUUUACGACUGACUUGCUUUAUUAGUUUGUUUCCAAAAUUAUAGAAAUAAAGAACAAAUUGGAACGAA
Messenger RNA from Elaeis guineensis (African oil palm), 1321 nucleotides. RefSeq lists its product as uncharacterized. Gene Ontology annotation, biological process: regulation of DNA-templated transcription. Gene Ontology annotation, molecular function: DNA binding; DNA-binding transcription factor activity. Lineage: Eukaryota; Viridiplantae; Streptophyta; Magnoliopsida; Arecales; Arecaceae. The record is from RefSeq and is a predicted model, not a curated record.